Jaculus jaculus (lesser Egyptian jerboa) is the source of this 1315-nucleotide messenger RNA. RefSeq names its product replication factor C subunit 4 (gene Rfc4). Gene Ontology annotation, biological process: DNA-templated DNA replication; DNA repair. The record is from RefSeq and is a predicted model, not a curated record. The transcript has 11 exons. The coding region runs from base 186 to 1280 and encodes 364 amino acids. Gene Ontology annotation, molecular function: DNA binding; ATP hydrolysis activity; DNA clamp loader activity. Gene Ontology annotation, cellular component: nucleus; DNA replication factor C complex. NCBI's taxonomy places the organism in Eukaryota, Metazoa, Chordata, Mammalia, Rodentia, Dipodidae.
CCCGGGCGGGUGACUGCUGGCCGACAGGGCACCGAGCCGAGGCGACGAGCGCCCCGACCUCUCCCCAUCCCGAAGCCCGGCGCUCUGCGGCUCCACGCCGGUCCCUUGGUCCCCGGGGGGAGCCCUCCACCUCCGCCGGCGCUCCCGGCUGCGCACCCCAGGCCUAGUGAGGAGGCAGAAUAACCAUGCAGGCAUUUCUAAAAGGUGCGUCUCUCAGUACCAAACCACCAUCAACUAAGGACCGUGGAGUAGCCGCUACUGCAGGAAGCAGUGGAGAGAACAAGAAAAUCAAACCUGUUCCAUGGGUGGAAAAAUAUAGACCAAAAUGUGUGGAUGAAGUUGCUUUCCAGGAAGAGGUGGUGGCAGUGCUGAAGAAGUCUUUAGAAGGAGCUGAUCUACCUAAUCUCUUGUUUUAUGGUCCACCUGGAACUGGCAAAACAUCCACUAUUUUGGCAGCAGCUAGAGAACUCUUUGGGCCCGAACUCUUCCGAUUACGAGUUCUUGAGUUAAAUGCAUCUGAUGAACGUGGAAUACAAGUAGUUCGAGAAAAAGUGAAAAGUUUUGCUCAGUUAACUGUGUCAGGAAGUCGAUCAGAUGGGAAGCCAUGUCCUCCUUUUAAGAUUGUAAUUCUGGAUGAAGCAGAUUCUAUGACCUCAGCUGCUCAGGCAGCUUUAAGACGUACCAUGGAGAAAGAGUCCAAAACAACCAGAUUCUGUCUUAUCUGUAACUACGUCAGUCGAAUAAUUGAACCCCUGACCUCUAGAUGUUCAAAAUUCCGCUUCAAGCCCCUGUCAGAUAAAAUUCAACAUAAGCGACUACUAGACAUUGCGGAGAAGGAAAAUGUCAAAAUUAGCGAUGAGGGAAUAGCUUACCUGGUUAAAGUAUCAGAAGGAGACUUAAGGAAAGCCAUUACAUUUCUUCAAAGUGCCACUCGAUUAACAGGUGGAAAGGAGAUUGUGAAAAAAAUAAUCACGGACAUUGCUGGGGUAAUACCAGCUGAGACCAUUGAUGGAAUAUUCGUUGCAUGUCAGAGUGGCUCUUUUGACAAGCUAGAAGGCGUAGUAAAGGACUUAAUCAAUGAAGGCCAUGCAGCUACACAGCUUGUUAACCAACUUCACGAUGCAGUUGUGGAAAAUGAAAACCUCUCUGAUAAACAGAAAUCUGUUAUUACAGAAAAACUUGCUGAAGUUGACAAGUGCCUGGCAGAUGGUGCGGAUGAACACCUGCAGCUAACCAGCCUUUGUGCAACUGUGAUGCAGCAAUUGACUCAAAACUGUUAAUACUUAACAAAUAAAAUAAACAAGGAACCCUUAAA